UGACUGUCCUAUCCAUCAACCCAGUUUGUCCAAAUAUGACAAAGUUGUUGCAGCUCUUCCUACGAAACAAUAACCUGAGUUUUCCACACCAUGGUCAGUUUCUAAACUGCCCCGCUCUCACCUUACUCGACCUCAGUGAGAACCACAUUGAACAUCUACCGAGUGGAGGCCUCCGCGGCUUAGCUAAUCUGAAAACGUUGUUCUUGAACUUCAACAAAAUUCAAACAUUACAGAUUGGUGGAUUGGAGGGGGCCUCGGCCCUCACUGAACUCUACCUGAGCCACAACAAUAUAGCAAACAUAGAGGAAGGUGUGUUCGGGAACUCCGUUGCGUUGGAGAAACUUGUUCUAUCGAACAAUAGAAUCAUAAGCGUGGCCGAAGGCAGCUUCGGAGGAGCAACGGGUCUCCGGGAACUUGACCUGAGUGGGAACUUGCUGGCCGCUGUUCCGGCUGAGGCAUUGAGGGGUGUGGACGGGCUCAGUUAUCUGCAUCUAAAGAUGAACAGCCUCACAGGCCUUCGAGACGAUUGCUUCUUCUCAUUGGGCCUAUUGGUUCAUCUGGACUUGAGCAACAACAAGCUGACCAGUCUGUCCGAGGGGUCACUGAGAGGCUUGACCACGCUGAGUGAACUGGACCUCAGUACUAACCGCAUAGAUUCCCUGCCUUCGAAAGUCUUCAAAGACCUGACCAACCUCAAGUUGCUUGAUUUAUACAGCAACAAUCUGACAACUCUUCCUUCCGACGUAUUCAGCAACUUGACCAACCUGCAGGACCUCCAGCUGGACUUCAAUCAGAUCUCCGACAUACCAGUAGGGGUGUUUGACUCCCUCCUGGGACUCAAUGAGUUACAGCUGUCGAACAACAGGAUCCCGAAGCUCCACCCGGCUGUGUUCAACAAGCUAAAGUCACUGCAGAACCUGAACUUGGAAUACAACACUCUUAGGCACCUUCCCAAAGGCCUUUUCCACAAGCUGAGGGCCCUCAAAGAGCUCCACCUCAAUGACAACCACAUCCGCUCUAUAGAUGCCUCGAUCUUCCACCGUUUGGUGAAAUUAUUUUUGCUGAAGCUCUCUCGCAACCAUCUCACCACUCUACACCCAGACCAGUUCAGAGGCCUCCAAGGUUUGAAAGAGCUUAGACUAGAUGAAAACCACAUAGCCGACCUCCAUCCUACAGGCCUGUUCAGGUUUCUGAUAAAUCUUAGCACACUGGACCUGGACAAUAAUCAGAUCUCGAAGCUGUCUCCCAAUGACUUUGCAGGGCCGACGGGCCUUAAAGAGCUCAGAUUGAGCUUCAAUCAACUCCGCAACAUACCACCCAACACCUUUGAUCCACUCCACUUGCUCCGCAAGCUUCAGCUAAAGAACAACAGCCUGAAUAGUUUACACCCUCAGCUCUUCGCUGGACUCUCAAAGCUCACGGAUCUCAACUUAGAAGGGAACAAGCUGGGUCACCUGCAGCCGGACGUAUUCCGAGGACUCACAAACCUCCAGCGAUUGAGCUUGAAGAGCAACCAGCUGAGAGCAGUGGAGAACGGGACCUUGGAGCCUUUGAGACACUUGAGCUCUGUGUAUCUGUCAGGUAACCUGUGGGACUGCACCUGUGCACACAUCCUCUACAUCAGCAGCUGGGUCCACACGCACAGAGACAAGCUCAGAGACAGGCCUGUUUGUUUCGUUUCCUCUUCUUCCUCGCCCUUAACCGAGGUACGGCCGCUUUCCAAGACAGCUGGGUCUCCUCAUCAGUUGCGUGAUGACUGUGCCGCAAAUUCUGCAAGCGGAUCUUCGCUUUCGUGCUCACGACUCUUCUUCAUGGUCAUGGGCCUUCUGUGGCAUCCUUUGUUGUGGUUUUGUGUUCUCUGAAUGCUUCUUCCUGCCUUUCCUUUUCAAGGCUUUUUGCAACCCGAUCUUAAUAUUCCGUGAGUUUGUCUAUGUUUGAAUACAUUCAGUAUUUGCAGAGGAUUAAAGUGAUAAUGCAGAGGUAAAUUAGUUAAUUGACAAUCAAAGGCUGAGGAUAAUGGAUUAAAGGUGGAUGUUAGCAGACAUGAUUUUGGUAGAACAAAUAAGUGGUGCAUUUCAAACUUUGAUAUAAAGUCUCAACAUAAGAAAACAUGGAUUCUAGUUUAGUAAUUCGCUCC
Messenger RNA from Pungitius pungitius (ninespine stickleback), 2137 nucleotides. Its product is annotated as insulin-like growth factor-binding protein complex acid labile subunit. NCBI's taxonomy places the organism in Eukaryota, Metazoa, Chordata, Actinopteri, Perciformes, Gasterosteidae. The record is from RefSeq and is a predicted model, not a curated record. Bases 36 to 1862 code for a protein of 608 amino acids. Gene Ontology annotation, molecular function: protein binding. The transcript has a single exon.